Messenger RNA from Caenorhabditis angaria, 2178 nucleotides. The record is from the annotation of a GenBank genome assembly. Lineage: Eukaryota; Metazoa; Nematoda; Chromadorea; Rhabditida; Rhabditidae.
AUGGAUGAACAGCCAAAAGCAACAAUGGGUUAGUUAGAUUCAAAAAUAAGGAAUAUCAGUCAAUAAUUUUUAGGCACAGUAACGGAAAGUGCUCCAGAAGGUGGACAUACUAAAAAUGCAGAUCCCGACGAAGUUCCACUCGAUCUAUUACCAUCAGAUCGCGAGAAAAACGUAGAAGAAAGAAAAGGUGGAUUCGAAUAUAUUCUUGUUAAAGUUCCAAUGAAACCUGGUCUCAAAUUUGGGCUUGGAAUCAAAAAUAUUUAUCGAAUGAUUUAUGUGCAGAAAGUUGAAGAUAGUAUGUUUUCUUAUAAAAUUUUGACCUUGAGAACUCAUGAACAUUUUGCAGAUUCAAUCGUUGGUGGUCUUUUCAAUGUUUCAGAUCGAAUCAUUGAUGUUGAUGGAACAAAAGUUCAGGAUAACACAGCGUGCAAAACUUUGCUUAUAAAAGGAUUGAAAGAAAAAGGUUUGGCGACUGUUGUUGUUGAAAGAGCAAUCACAGAAGAAGCUAAGAAAACUGCAAUGGUUAGUUAAAACUUGAACACAUCGAGAAGCUACAUUUAAAGCUUUUUAAGUUCAAAAGAACAUUUUUAUGGAAAAAAUAAAAAUUAAAUUAAAACUGGGGUUACUGUAGGAGUGGAUGUGUGCAAACACUGUUGCACCAAACACGUUACUUGACGAAAAAAAAACGUUUUUUUUUUUCAAAAAAAAACAUUUCGAUUCAGCAAAUGUCGAUAAACUAUACUCAGCAAUUGACUUCGUAGACUGACUGUACAAAUUGAAGAAGUGUCAAUACAGCGGAUGAACGCUGUACCUACACUUUUUUUCCCGAAAAUUGUAAGUUCACUGUUGGCCUGAUUUUCACAAGAAUUUAGGUCUGGAAAAACAAAAACAAAAAUGAGAAAAAGUAGCCGCUUCCAACGCGAAAAUCUCGAGGAUUAGCUGCGGUGUAGCUAUUUUCGCCGAUAAAACCGUUCAUGUACGCGACGUUUUUUGCUGAGUUAUUGUUUGAACGACACUCCGCUUGCCCGCUGUUUAGCGCAACACGAUGGAAUUUUGAGUUCAGGUUUCAGAUCGGUGAAUUUCAUUCAAAAAUUGAAUUUUAAUGUUCUACAAGGCUGGAAUUAUCCGCUUCCAACGGAAAAUCCGAGGAUUAUCGAAGAAAUGUGGGUCUAGAGAAACACUGUUUCGUUGGAAUUUUGAGUUCUCAGAGUCGACAAUGAUUGGUUCAUUUGAAGCGACUUUUUCAUAGGAAACAUCGGAUAUGGAUUUUUUCUCAAAAAUCGAUGGAAAAUGGGUUUGGGUAAGAUUUUGUUGUUAAAAUCUGAAAAAUAGCUGGAAAAUUGUCGUGAGACCCAGAAAGCCUUCAGAAAUCUAUAGAAACAGAAAUGGAAUAAGCAGAACUCAAUGAAACAUGAAAAAUUCAAUGAUUUGCUGAUUUUCAGCGUAUCUCCGCUGUAGCUACACAAUUCGCGGACAGAAAUGAAGUGAAGUGACCGCUCUAUAUUAUUUUUGAAUCCGUAGCUACGCCGAUGCUGUUCUGUAGCUACUUUGUAGAUAAACGGAUGUUUCUUAUGUGCAAUUCUCUCUUCCCCGUUUUCGUACAAAGUAUCAACGAAAUUUGUACAGUCAUGUACGCAGCGAUUUGCUGAGUUCAAAAAAAAAAAACAUUUCGAUUCAGCAAAUGUCGAUAAACUAUAUUUUUUUCCUAUUUUUUGACAUUUUUUCAUUGAAACAAUUCGCUGCGAGAUAUUUUUCAUUUUUGUGUGGAAAAAAACCAUUUAAAAUUUGCUGAAUCGAAAUUUUUUGUAAAAAAAAAACGUUCUUUUUCCACCUGAAUCACCCGAUUAUUUUAUUAUUUUUCAGGCUGAAUUGAACGAAGAGCACAAUGCUUCUGUUAUGGUGGCUCCCGAUGUUCGUGAAAUUAUGAAGAAAAUGGAGCAAAAAAUUCCCAACAAACCAUCGGUGAGGGUUUUCUUUUUUUGUCUAUUGACACGACGUCUUCUUUUAUUCAUCAUUUUUCAGACAAGCGCUCUCAAGGGAAAUGCUGCUCAUCCAAAACCGGUUGAAGCAGAUAAAAGAACAGUUUUAGAAGAUGGUCACAAAUCAGUUAUGAUUCAAAUGGAUAACGAGGACAAAUUGAACAAAUUGCAAAAGGUCGUGAAAGGCGCUGGCAAUUAG